This is a messenger RNA of Asterias rubens (European starfish), 684 nucleotides long. RefSeq names its product organic solute transporter subunit alpha-like. Bases 1 to 684 code for a protein of 227 amino acids. The record is from RefSeq and is a predicted model, not a curated record. The transcript has 3 exons. Lineage: Eukaryota; Metazoa; Echinodermata; Asteroidea; Forcipulatida; Asteriidae. Gene Ontology annotation, molecular function: transporter activity. Gene Ontology annotation, biological process: transport.
AUGUUGACAUGCAUCCUGUUCUUGAGACUGUAUCUUCCUGCUCUUGCCCCCAGUUAUCUGGCAAUCUGUUUGUACAUAUUCGUCAAGUUGAUAGUUAAUCUCUUCGGUGGCAUAGACUCGACAAUGGGGGCGCUUUCCGAUCAAAGCACUGCACUCAGACAACCUCCAUGCUGCUGUUGUUGUUUUUGUCUGCCAGUGGCAUCCAACCUGGGCCUCCCAUCGAACAUUGCCAAAGUCUUAUCAACCUUGAUAGCUAUCUACAGCAUCUCAGUCCUCUUUAUGAUGUCACAGGCUCUCUUGAGUAGCUUCUAUGUCUUACCCCAGUUCGCCCUACUAAGGAUCGUCGUUGUACUCGUGAAUGGCCAAGCAGUUGCCCUGACGAUGAUCAUCCGCUUUGGAGAGAUCCAGUGCCUGGUGCCUCUGACGUGCGAUACAUACUUGAUUUUAACAAUUAUUCGGAAUCUACUACUAAUCUUGGAGAUGUUUCCACUCAUGGUAACAUGCAGGAUCGUGAUUGGAAGGUGGAUCCGGGCCGGAACGCAAAACCAACACUACGAGGACAGCAGGAACCAGAACGGUAGUGACGACCGCAAUAUGGCGGCCAAUAACAAUGACAAUGACAGGGGACUGGAAAUUAAGUCGAUUUCGCAAGUUGCUCUAACCGUGUUUUCUUCGGAGCAUUAG